Sarcophilus harrisii (Tasmanian devil) is the source of this 4202-nucleotide messenger RNA. RefSeq names its product ATP binding cassette subfamily C member 4 (gene ABCC4). The record is from RefSeq and is a predicted model, not a curated record. The coding region runs from base 74 to 4051 and encodes 1325 amino acids. Gene Ontology annotation, biological process: transmembrane transport. Gene Ontology annotation, molecular function: ATP hydrolysis activity; ATP binding; ABC-type transporter activity. Gene Ontology annotation, cellular component: plasma membrane. NCBI's taxonomy places the organism in Eukaryota, Metazoa, Chordata, Mammalia, Dasyuromorphia, Dasyuridae. The transcript has 31 exons.
CCGAGCCCCUCCGGCGGAGAGCGCCGAGCCCCUCCGGCGGAGAGCGCCGAGCCCCUCAGGCGGGCUGGCCAAGAUGCAGCCCGUGUACCAGGACGCCAAACCCAACCCUUUGCAAAACGCUAACCUCUGCUCCCGCAUAUUCUUUUGGUGGCUAAAUCCCUUAUUUCAAAUUGGUCAUAAACGGAGAUUAGAAGAAGAUGAUAUGUAUUCAGUACUUCCUGAGGAUCGUUCAAAAGCACUUGGAGAAGAAUUGCAGGGGUACUGGGAUAAAGAAGUUCUAAGAGCAGAAAAAGAAGCCAGAAAGCCUUCUUUAACCAAAGCAAUCAUAAAGUGUUAUUGGAAAUCCUAUUUAAUUUUGGGUAUUUUUACCCUGAUUGAGGAAACCACCAAAGUAGUGCAGCCAAUAUUUUUGGGGAAAAUUAUUGAAUAUUUUGAAUCUGACUCCCCUAACAAUGUAUCUUUGAAUUGGGCCUAUGGCUAUGCUGCUGCUUUGUCCUUCUGUACUCUAAUUUUGGCCAUAUUGCAUCAUCUAUAUUUUUAUCAUGUACAGUGUGCGGGAAUGAAACUUCGAGUAGCCAUGUGCCAUAUGAUUUAUCGGAAGGCACUUCGUCUUAGUAAUGCUGCCAUGGGAAAAACAACUACAGGUCAAAUAGUGAAUCUUCUCUCCAAUGAUGUGAACAAGUUUGAUCAGGUGACAAUAUUCUUGCACUUUUUGUGGGCUGGUCCAAUUCAGGCCAUAGCAGUUACUGUCCUUCUCUGGCUAGAAAUAGGAGUGUCAUGUCUUGCAGGAAUGGCAGUCCUGCUGAUCCUUCUGCCUUUACAAAGCUGCUUUGGGAGACUGUUUUCCUCCUUAAGGAGCCAGACUGCUGCUUUCACAGAUGUUAGAAUUAGAACUAUGAAUGAAGUUAUAAUGGGCAUAAGAAUAAUAAAAAUGUAUGCCUGGGAAAAGCCAUUUGCAGAGCUUAUUACACAUCUCAGAAGGAAGGAAAUUUCCAAGAUUCUUAAAAGUUCCUACCUCAGAGGGAUGAAUUUGGCGUCCUUCUUUGUUGCAAGCAAAAUAAUUGUAUUUGUUACUUUUACCACUUAUGCACUCCUUGGAAAUACUGUCACGGCCAGUCGAGUAUUUGUUGCUGUGACGCUAUAUGGUGCAGUCAGGUUGACUGUUACACUGUUCUUUCCAGCUGCCAUUGAGAAAAUGUCAGAAGCUCUUAUCAGCAUAAAAAGAAUUCAGAAAUUCUUAAUACUUGAUGAAGUAUUGCAGUCCAACAUACAGCCACUAAUGGAUGAAAAAGCUCUAGUCCAUGUUCAAGACUUUACUGGUUAUUGGGAUAAGGCAUCGGAAAUCCCAACUCUCCAAAACCUUUCCUUUACUGUCCGGCCAAGGGAAUUGUUGGCUGUGGUUGGACCUGUGGGAGCUGGCAAAUCUUCUCUUUUAAGUGCUGUGCUUGGUGAACUGCCGAGACAUAAUGGUUUGGUCACUGUAAGAGGAAGAAUUGCCUAUGUUUCUCAGCAACCCUGGGUAUUUUCAGGAACUGUUCGAAGUAACAUUUUAUUUGGGAAAAUCUAUGAAAAGGAAAAAUAUGACAAAGUAAUAAAAGCAUGUGCUCUAAAAAAGGAUUUACAGCUUUUAGAAGAUGGUGACUUAACUGUGAUAGGUGAUCGAGGGACUACACUAAGUGGAGGACAGAAAGCUAGAAUAAAUCUAGCAAGAGCAGUUUAUCAAGAUGCAGAUAUCUAUCUCCUUGACGAUCCUCUCAGUGCAGUGGAUGCAGAAGUUGGAAGGCAUUUAUUUGAACACUGUAUUUGCCAAACCUUGCAUGAGAAGAUCACCAUUUUGGUUACUCAUCAGUUACAAUACCUCAAAGCUGCAUCCCAGAUUGUGAUAUUAAAAGAUGGGAAUGUGAUGGAAAAAGGUACUUACACUGAGUUCCAAAAAUCUGGAAUAGAUUUUGGUUCACUCUUAAAGAAAGAAAAUGAAGAAGUAGAUCAAGCUCAAGUACCAGAAGUUUCCAUCCUGAGGGAUCGCUCCUUCUCAGAGUCUUCUGUGUGGUCCCAGCAAUCUUCCAAGCAUUCAUUGAAAGAAGGCCCUGCUGAGCCACUAGCGACUGAGGAUAUACCUGUUGCCCUACCUGAAGAGCAUCGUACUGAAGGAACAAUAAGUUUUAAGUCCUACCGGAAUUAUUUUGCAGCUGGAGCGAGUUGCUUUAUCAUUGUUUUGCUUAUACUUCUAAACAUUUUGGCACAGGUUGCAUAUAUCCUCCAGGAUUGGUGGCUUUCUUACUGGGCAAAUGAACAGAACAAAUUGAAUGUCACUGUAAAUGGAAUCAAAGGAAAUGAAACCAAGGAGCUAGAUCUUAACUGGUAUUUAGGAAUUUAUGCAGGAUUAACGGCAGCUACAGUUCUCUUUGGAAUAGGAAGAUGUCUGUUGGUGUUCUACGUUCUUGUGACUGCUUCACAAAAUUUACACAACAAAAUGUUUGAAUCCAUUUUGAAAGCACCAAUAUUGUUCUUUGAUAGAAAUCCAAUUGGAAGAAUUUUAAACCGCUUCUCCAAAGACAUUGGCCAUCUGGAUGACUUACUGCCACUGACAUUUCUGGACUUCAUACAGACACUUCUACAAGUAAUUGGCGUGGUAGCUGUGGCUAUAGCUGUGAUCCCAUGGAUUGCAAUCCCUUUAAUUCCUCUUGCUAUUAUUUUCAUUUUUCUUCGACGAUACUUCUUAGAAACUUCAAGAGAUGUGAAACGUCUGGAAUCUACAACUCGGAGCCCAGUAUUUUCCCACUUGUCGUCUUCUCUUCAAGGGCUUUGGACCAUCCGGGCAUACAGAGCUGAGCAAAGAUUCCAGGAAUUAUUCGAUGCUCAUCAGGAUCUUCAUUCAGAGGCUUGGUUCUUAUUUUUGACGACGUCCCGAUGGUUUGCUGUGCGUCUGGACGCCAUCUGUGCCAUCUUUGUUAUAGUCACUGCCUUUGGUUCCCUGAUUCUAGCCCAAACUCUGAAUGCUGGGCAAGUUGGGUUGGCAUUGUCCUAUGCCAUCACUCUCAUGGGAAUGUUUCAGUGGGGAGUUAGACAAAGUGCCGAAGUUGAGAAUAUGAUGAUAUCUGUAGAAAGAGUAAUUGAAUAUACAGAUCUUGAAAAAGAAGCCCCAUGGGAAUCCAAAAAACCACCACCACCAAACUGGCCACACGAAGGAAUGAUCGUCUUUGAUAAUGUUAAUUUCACUUAUAGUUUGGAUGGACCUGUGAUACUGAAGCAUUUGACUGCACUCAUUAAAUCAAGAGAAAAAGUUGGAAUUGUGGGACGAACAGGAGCUGGAAAAAGUUCCCUCAUUGCUGCCCUUUUUCGACUGUCAGAACCUGAAGGUAAAAUCUGGAUUGAUAAGAUUAUGACCACUGAAAUAGGACUUCAUGAUUUACGGAAGAAGAUGUCAAUCAUACCUCAGGAACCUGUUUUAUUCACUGGAACAAUGAGAAAAAAUUUGGAUCCUUUCAAUGAGUACACAGAUGAAGAAUUGUGGAAUGCCUUGAAAGAGGUACAACUUAAAGAAGCUAUAGAAGAUCUACCAGGCAAAAUGGAUACUGAGUUGGCAGAAGCAGGAUCCAAUUUUAGUGUGGGACAAAGACAGUUGGUUUGCCUAGCCCGGGCUAUUCUCAGAAAAAAUCGAAUAUUGAUUAUCGAUGAAGCAACAGCCAAUGUGGAUCCAAGGACAGAUGAAUUAAUACAGAAGACAAUUCGUGAGAAGUUUGACCAAUGCACUGUGCUGACCAUUGCACACAGAUUAAACACCAUUAUCGAUAGUGACAAGAUAAUGGUUUUGGAUGCAGGAAGAUUGAAAGAAUAUGAUGAGCCAUAUGUUUUGCUCCAAAAUAAAGAAAGCCUGUUUUAUAAGAUGGUACAGCAAACAGGCAAGGCCGAAGCCACCGUCCUCACUGAAACAGCAAAACAGGUGUACUUCAGAAGAAAUUAUCCAGAAGUUACUCAAAAUGGUUACAUAGUUACGAACACUUCAAAGGAACAGUCCUCAGGUCUAAUUGUUUUUGAGACAGCACUGUGAACUCAGAAGAAUGAAAAUGUUAUGUCCAGAUCAUUAAACUCUAAUGGGAUCCUCUUAGAACAGAUGGACAACUUUUAACAGUGAUUUUUGCACUAUAUGACUAGAUUGUAUUUUUGUUAUUCUUAACAUAAAAACAUAUUUAUGCACCAUA